Daucus carota subsp. sativus is the source of this 1252-nucleotide messenger RNA. Its product is annotated as 2-methoxy-6-polyprenyl-1,4-benzoquinol methylase, mitochondrial. Gene Ontology annotation, molecular function: methyltransferase activity. The coding region runs from base 174 to 1043 and encodes 289 amino acids. Lineage: Eukaryota; Viridiplantae; Streptophyta; Magnoliopsida; Apiales; Apiaceae. The record is from RefSeq and is a predicted model, not a curated record. Gene Ontology annotation, cellular component: mitochondrion. Gene Ontology annotation, biological process: ubiquinone biosynthetic process. The transcript has 9 exons.
ACUAACAGAAAAUUGGAAAGAGAUAGUUAAGUUUUAUUAAUUUUACCAUUUUGAACCAGCCCCCAUCGUGUCCUAUAAGUCUUUUUUCAGCAAAUCGAAAGUCAAGUUUCGGGAUUGCAGAAUCACUUAGCCCAGAGCCAGAUUUACGUGUAAUUGACUGGGCUGAUUAAGCAAUGGCACUGAGAAUGGUAGCAAGGAAUUUUAGAAGUAAGCUUCUGCCAAGUUUAACUCCGGCAUAUAUGUUGCACUCUCAUGCUACAAGUUUCGGAUAUAAAGAAAUACCGGAAGAAGAAAAGAGCAAAAUGGUUGGUAAUGUCUUUACUAGUGUUUCUUCGAACUAUGAUCUUAUGAAUGACCUGAUGAGUGCUGGGUUACAUAGAUUAUGGAAGGAAAGAUUAGUAUCCAAACUAAAUCCAUUUCCUGGAAUGAAGCACCUUGAUAUGGCGGGCGGAACAGGAGAUGUUGCGUUUCGAAUUCUAGAAAGCGUGAACAGUGUUAGGCAUAAAGCCCUACGAGAUAUGCUCGAAGAUAAUUUCCAGGAAAAAACCCAGAUAUAUGUAUGUGAUAUCAACCCACAUAUGUUAAACGUUGGCAAAAUGCGGGCCCAAGAGGGAGGCCUAGGAGAAGAUGGAUCUCUUGUAUGGGUUGAAGGAGACGCGGAAGCAUUAAAUUUUGAGGAUGACUCAAUAGAUGGUUAUACGAUUGCUUUUGGUAUUAGAAAUGUGACACACAUAGAGAAAGUUCUUUCUGAAGCUUACAGGGUGCUUAAAAAGGGGGGAAGGUUUCUUUGCCUUGAGUUGAGCCAUGUGGAAAAUCCAGCUUUCAAGCAGUUUUAUGAUUAUUACUCGUUCUCAGUGAUUCCCACCAUUGGGGAGCUAGUUGCCGGGGAUCGGGAUUCUUACCAAUACUUAGUUGAAAGUAUUCGCAAGUUUCCCUCACAGGAGAAAUUUGCUUCACUAAUUUCGGAAGCUGGAUUCCAGAUGGUUGAAUACGAAAAUCUUGUUGGUGGAGUUGUCGCAAUUCAUUCUGGAUUAAAGAUUUAGAGCAGAUAUUGCAAAAAAACUUUUUUCUUCUCACUCUCUCUUUUUUUUUAUUAGUUUUUUUCGCCAGGUACUGCUAAAUGCUGUGUUCCGACAGUGAGGGUAAUCUGGUUGGAAAACUCCUAAAUUUUGUGUCUGACUAGCUUAAAGAUGAAUCAUUGAAAGGAGAUUGCCUAAAUAAUGUAAUUUCUUAGUUUGCUGAUUUUGUUCAA